AUGACGCGGCCCUCCAGCAAAGCUGCCUUUGUCGCUUCUCCGCCGUUCCCUUCCGCCUCGCCGCCCCCAGCUGCUUUUCCCUCUUCGGCUCUCGCUCCCCACACUGCGAUUCGGCCGCAUCACGCACUCGCCGCUUCUUCGCAGGGGAGUGGCCUGUGUGCCUCCGCCUCGUCUCCUUCCUCUCCGCUCUUCGCUCCGUCGCAGGUCCCGGGGGGUCUCGCUGCCGUCAUCGCAGACUCUGCGCAGGCUUGCCGCGACGCGGCUCCCACGUCCCCUGCCCCCUCGCCUGCGUUCCUCUCGGCCGUCCACCCUGCUGCGUUUGAUCGAAGGCCGCAGAAGAUGCGUUGGAGAGACCUGCAGCAGCUGCGAGACAGCCGCGAAGAACGCUUUGCUGCGCUGAAGAGUAUGCGCGAGCAAGAAACCCCUUGCUUCCAAGCCGACCACUGGGCCCCCGACCAGCCGCUGUUGGAAAUCGAAGACCUCCGCGUCGAAGCUGAGGAAGACGGCCAGCAAAUCCUAAAGGGCGUCAACCUCACGGUGAUGCCAGGCGAGAUCCACGCCAUCAUGGGACGCAACGGAUCCGGCAAAUCGACGCUGUCGAAGGUGCUUGCGGGCUACCCGAGCUACAAAGUGACGGGCGGUCGAGUCCGGUACAAGGGCAUGGACCUCUUGGAGCUGCCAAUCGACAACCGGGGUCUUGCUGGGCUUUUUCUGGCCUUCCAGUACCCGAUCGAAAUUCCUCUCGUGAGCAACUUGGAAUUCCUCCGCGUCGCCUACAAUGAGCGCCUCAAGUGGAAAGGCCAGCCAGAAGUCGACAGCUAUGAAUUCCGUGAACACGUCGAACAGCGGCUCCAGGAGGUUGGAUUGGACCGCUCUUUCCUGGAUCGGCCGCUGAACUACGGAUUCAGCGGCGGCGAGAAGAAGCGAAACGAAAUUCUGCAGAUGCUUCUCCUCGACCCUGAGUUGGUGAUGCUGGAUGAAACUGAUUCUGGGCUUGACGUCGACUCCUUCAAUAUCACAGCCGCGGCAAUCAAGCGCUUCUCGCAGCGGAAAGGCAAGUCGUUUCUCGUGACGACGCACUACAAGAAGCUCCUCGACGUGAUUCAGCCGCACAAGAUCCACGUGAUGCACGCCGGGAAGAUCGUACUUUCCGGCUCGCUAGAUCUAGCGGGCCGCAUCGAGGCCGAGGGCUUCAAGGGACUCGUUGGCGACGCUGCGGAGGGCGAAGAGCCAGACGUGCGCGACACAACGCAGCAGGCAGAGAGCGAGGAAUCCGAAAACCCAGAGCGCUCCGCACUCUCGCCCUCCGCACUCUCGCCCUCCGCUGCGGGAGGAGGGAGACGCGACCUCGACCGGCUCCUGUAA
Messenger RNA from Besnoitia besnoiti, 1365 nucleotides. Its product is annotated as iron-sulfur assembly ATPase. Bases 1 to 1365 code for a protein of 454 amino acids. Lineage: Eukaryota; Apicomplexa; Conoidasida; Eucoccidiorida; Sarcocystidae. The transcript is spliced from 4 exons. Gene Ontology annotation, molecular function: ATP hydrolysis activity; ATP binding. The record is from RefSeq and is a predicted model, not a curated record.